Aspergillus calidoustus is the source of this 1447-nucleotide messenger RNA. Lineage: Eukaryota; Fungi; Ascomycota; Eurotiomycetes; Eurotiales; Aspergillaceae. The record is from the annotation of a GenBank genome assembly.
GCUAUUUAUCAUCGAACCCCUCUCCUAUGCUGUAACAUUUUUUUUUUUCUCCAUCUACAACUUCAAUCAAUCUCUCCAACAUUCACAAUGGCCGCAAAGCUCACCCUCCAGUCUACGCAGAAGCUCCUCUCGGGCUACCAGAUCCCGGUGCUCGGAUAUGGGGUCUACCAGACUCCAACAGACGUCGCCGAGGAAGUCACGGUCGAAGCCCUGAAGCUCGGCUACAGACACAUCGACUCCGCCGCCGCAUACAAAAACGAAAAAGAAGUCAGCGCCGCAAUCGGAAAGGCCGGGCUCGCGCGCUCCGACGUCUUCCUGACAACCAAGAUCCCGCCCGGCGCUAUGGGCUACGAGGCGUCGAAGCAGAGCAUCGACGAGAGUCUGAACAAGGCGAGCACGGAUUAUUUUGAUUUGAUCCUAAUCCAUGCCCCCUACGGCGGAAAGGAAGGACGGUUAGGCUCUUGGCGCGCGCUCGUCGAGGCGCAAAAGGCUGGAAAGACGCGGUCGAUCGGCGUGUCCAAUUAUGGGAUCCAUCAUCUGGAGGAGCUCGAGGGGUAUAUCAAGUCCGGCGGUGGCGGGAGUAUCGACGUUGGGCAGUAUGAGCUGCACCCCUGGCUUGGCCGAGCGGAUUUGGUGUCCUGGUUGAAGAAGCGCGGGGUCGUUGUUGAGGCGUACUGUCCCCUUGUGAGGAAUCAGCGCAGUGAUGAGCCGGUUCUCCAGGAGCUGAGUAAGAAGCAUGGCAAGACGCCGGCGCAGGUGUUGAUUCGGUGGAGUUUGCAAAAGGGAUUCGUGCCGCUUCCGAAAUCCGUCACGCCCUCGCGCAUCAAGGAGAACGCUGAGGUCUUUGACUUUGAGUUGGACGAGGGCGACAUGGCCAAGCUGACCACGGACAAAUACGAGCCAUGCGCAUGGGAUCCCACCGUCAUGCAGGACUAAUCAGACAAACCGUCCCAUCUACAGCAUCCGCAGUAAUGCCAUGCCAUAGCUCAGGCAGUAGUUAGAUCUGGUAUAAAAUCCAAAACCCCCAACUUUCUAAGCAACCUCUCCAACUUCCCCUUUGCCUCAUCAUCAAUAGCAACAACAUCCGCGCCCCCUUGCAAAACCUCCAGAUACGCCGCGCCAAUAUCCCUGAUCUUCGGAAUAAGACUGUACCCAUUCGCCUCCAGGAUCGGCUGCGGGAGAUGAUACAGCACCUCGAGUAGAUCAUUCACGAUACUAUGGUGCUCCUCUUCAUGCUGGGGCUCGCGCUCGCGCUCACCCUUGGUCGCGAACUGCUGCAGUAGGUUCGAUCGCACAUAUAGACUCGUGAUGAAGAUAUUCGCGAUUUGAAUGUCAUGGCCCCGCGUUGCGUUCUGUGGCCGUGACAUUCCGCCGCGCCAGCGGAGUUCCGGUGGUAAGGAAUCGAUCGUGCUUCGGAUUCGGGACAGGCCGGUCGAGAGCACCUGCA